Messenger RNA from Penicillium manginii, 1332 nucleotides. RefSeq names its product 8-oxoguanine glycosylase OGG1. Gene Ontology annotation, biological process: base-excision repair; nucleotide-excision repair; base-excision repair, AP site formation. Gene Ontology annotation, molecular function: 8-oxo-7,8-dihydroguanine DNA N-glycosylase activity; damaged DNA binding. Gene Ontology annotation, cellular component: nucleus. The record is from RefSeq and is a predicted model, not a curated record. Bases 1 to 1332 code for a protein of 443 amino acids. Lineage: Eukaryota; Fungi; Ascomycota; Eurotiomycetes; Eurotiales; Aspergillaceae. The transcript has 3 exons.
AUGGCAGGUGUUUUUUCAGAAUGGUACAAGCUACCAAUGAGCCUGAGCGAGUUGUGCAUCAAUACAACUCUCCGCUGCGGGCAAUCGUUCAGAUGGCAGAAGAUCCCCGAGACUGAGGAAUGGCGCUGUGUACUCUACGGUCGCCUCUUCUCUCUCAAGCAAGAUUCGAGCUAUCUAUACUACAGAACCUGUCCAUCCGAUUCCCUACCAACUCCUCCUAACUCCGUCCUCCCUUCUCGAGCGCCAUCCGACACAGAGAAUAGCGAUAGCAAAUCGCACUCCGGAAUUGCCCAAGAUGACCAACUCCUUUCAAUCAUCAAGCACUACCUAAACCUCUCUUCCAACCUGAGUGAGCUUUAUACCCAAUGGUCCGCGAAUGAUCCCAACUUCAAAAAGAAGGCAGCUGCAUUCUCCGGCGUGCGCAUCUUACGUCAAGAUCCAUGGGAAGCACUUGUAUCAUUUAUAUGCAGCAGCAACAACAACAUUUCGCGCAUCUCGCAAAUGGUGGAAAAACUGUGUAUACACUAUGGUCCUUUCGUCGCAAAAAUAGGUGACCGGCCCUAUCAUGAUUUCCCUGCGCCCGAGGCGUUGGCUGGCAAGGACGUCGAAAGCAAUCUUCGAGCUCUGGGGUUUGGCUACCGUGCAAAGUACAUCUACAAAACAGCGGUCAUGGUCUCACAGGAACGAGAGAAGGGGUGGCUGAACAGCCUCUGUAACCCCGAGUCUCCAGCCUUCGGUAUAGAGGCAAAGGCCGGGGAUGAGAUGAAACCCGAAGGACGGGAUGGAUAUCGGGAGGCGCAUGAGAAACUACUAGAACUACAAGGUGUCGGGCCCAAGGUAUCCGACUGUGCAUGUCUGAUGGGUCUAGGCUGGGGUGAAUCUGUGCCCGUGGACACACAUGUUUGGCAAAUCGCGCAACGAGAUUAUCGUUUCGGGAAAAGCUCGCAGAAGACCUUGAAUAAGGUGACAUACGAUGCAGUGGCCAAUCAUUUCCGCAAGCUUUGGGGUCAAGAGGCUGGAUGGGCGCAUAGCGUUCUUUUCACUGCGGACUUGCGCUCCUUUGCCGAUCGACUUGCGACGACUAAGAAGGUGGAGGUUAAAGUGAAAGAUGAAGGCGCCGACGUGAAGAUCAAGACCGAAGUUACGACGGCUGUUGCACUGACGGCGCCAAAGUAUGAAGAAGCGAAUGGCGUCAAGAUCGAAGAGCUGGAAGAGAAGAAGCAUGUCGAAAAGGCGCCUAAGGGUAAGAAGAGGAAAGCGCCGGCAGACCCCAUCGUCCAAGCCGCUCAAUCGACCGAGACCAGGCGGAUAUCAAAAAGACUACGUCGGUGA